Messenger RNA from Bursaphelenchus xylophilus (pine wood nematode), 1531 nucleotides. The record is from the annotation of a GenBank genome assembly. NCBI's taxonomy places the organism in Eukaryota, Metazoa, Nematoda, Chromadorea, Rhabditida, Aphelenchoididae.
AUGUCCGUCCAGCCAUCUCGUGCCCAUUCUGAGGUGUUUUCGGCUAGCCAAUAUGGCGGGGGACAGCCGAUUGUGGUCCCAGCCCCACCCCCGCCUCCCCGAUAUGCCAUUAAUUACUUCGCCUUGCCCACCUUUAUCAUCCAUGUGGUCGGAUUGGCUUGUUUGUGGGCAUUGUGGUACUACUUAAGGUAUUGUAAUAUAUGUAUUUUAUGACUGUAUUUAUACUUAAGCGCGGUAAUAGCAAUAUUUCCAGGUUUACAACUGUAUUUCCGUAUCAUCACCGUGUGUUUUACUGCAAAGAUAUUCAUCUUUAUAAGCCUAAUUUCAAACCCGAGGACUUCGAGGUCUACGUUUCGUAUACUUUACUCUAUAUCCUCGGCUUUUGUCUGCCUCCGCUCGUUGUAAGUCUCCUUAUCCAAGUGAGCGAACAUAUUCUUUAGAUGUUUAUUGGAGAGAUUGGCUUCUGGCUCUUCUCAACCAAGCCCAGGAAGACCAUUUACGCAACUUGUGGGGAAUGUCCGGUGCAUUUAUUUACCCGUAGAUUAUUCAGGUUUAUAAGUGAGUUGCUACCAUUUUUAACAUAACAAUUUAUGUUGAAGGUGUCUUUAUGUUCGGUGCUUUGAUCACUCAGAUCUUCGUGGAUACCAUCAAACUGAUGACUGGAUAUCAGCGUCCUUAUUUUCUUUCGCUUUGUAAUGUCUCUCUACCGUAAGUUAAAAUUCCUUUUUUGACAAAUCUUAAUGUCGAUGUAUUGUAGGGCCUGCACAGCCCCGUUAGAGCAUUCUCCAUCCCCAUCUCCGCAUCUGGCCUGUAAUUACAAGAAUGCGGAUGAGUUGAGAUAUGCCUGGUUAACCUUCCCUUCUCUGCACGCCGCCUUCUCGAGUUAUUCUUGCAUCUUUGCGUGUUGUUAUAUCUAUUACAUGAUCAAUCUUCGGGGGGCUCCUUUGUUAAGACCUCUUCUUAUUUUUGGAUUCCUUGGCCUUACUUUGGUGGAUUCCUUCUCCAGAAUCAAUGGCUACAAGAAUCACUGGAGAGACAUUUGGGUGGGAUGGUUGAUGGGAUUCUUCAUUGCCAUGUUCUUGGUGAGUGAAAUAAAAGAAAUUUAUAUUGUUUUAGUGUUAUUGUGUGCUUUGCUUCCAAGAGGUGUAUCAUUUUGUGGAGAAGGCACCAAUUCAGAUUGCUGAGCACCACGAGGAGAGAGUUUCUCCCUUCUUUUCUUGGUUCAGAUUACCCAGAGUUCAUGCGCCUUCCGUUAAAGAAGAAUAUGUGUAAGUAUCUAAACGUUAUUAGGAUCUACUUACCAUGUACUUGCCAUUACAUAUUGUUAUCCAAACAAUAUGUAAAAAUUUUUUUUAGGGUAUACGAAGAAGAUGUCCCAGCCCGACCGCCGAGUCAACAAGGAACUCGACGACGGAAUCAAGACCGGACUUAUGAAGUCACCACGACCACCGAGUCCUUCCACAGGACAAUCCACCCUCCAGGGAGUCACUCACCCACUCCCAAUCAACAAAACAAUUACUCGGCGUACUGA